CUUUGUUUUCAUACCCGUGAUGCUGACACCUAAGGGGAGGAGAGCGAACAUGUAACUUCUUCACAAAAGAAGCUAAACAAAUACCUAGCUCGCUUUCCUGACACGCCAAAAACGUUAUAGCCUAAUUUCGGACGUUUUUGUCCAAGGUGUUUGCAUUACAAAAGAGCACCUCUGCGAGCUAUCAAAUGGACUUGCGGUUGUAGUUUCGAUUUCAACCUUGCCCACUCUGUUUGCAUUUAGCUAGCUAAUGUUAGCUGGCUCUAGCUGUGUAACUGCCUGUGUGGGGAUUUCUGUGGAGCCUUUGUCGCAGCAAUUGCCAGCUAGCAACAGCGAGUACUUCCCCCGUUUAUUGGGGGAGAAUCAUUCUUUUGUAAUAACACUGAGUUACUCUUGACAAUGACUUUAAUUUGGAAUUAGCCCAGUGCUAACGCUACUUGGUAAACUAUCAAACUAGCUGUCUGAGAAACGGACAAGUGCUCCUGGAGUACUUAACUGUCACCAUGGGUUCAUAUUUCCCAGAGUUGUAAAGUAUUUCAAAGACUCCAGAAACAAUGGUCGCUGAGAUAGAGUUGCAGAGUGACCGCUGAUUCCCCCCAAGCCUGUCCUUUGAACCGCUCCCCCCACACCUGCCCUUUGAACCCUGAAAUUAAGACCUGUACCCCCCUUCCCCACCCCAACCUCUCUUUUUCCCCUCCUGACACCUCACCAUGUUGGAAGGACUUGUUGCCUGGGUACUCAACACCUACCUUGGCAAAUAUGUUAGCAAUCUUAACACAGACCAGCUCUCCAUUGCUCUGCUCAAAGGGGCCGUGGAGCUGGAGAACCUUCCCCUGCGACAGGAUGCCCUGCGUGAAUUUGACCUGCCCUUCGAGGUCAAAGCAGGUUUCAUCGGGAAGAUCACCCUGCAGAUCCCGUUCUACCGGCCGCACAGCGACCCCUGGGUCAUCUCCAUGUCCCAGCUCAGCCUGAUCGUCGGGCCGGCGCAGCCCCAGGACGUGGACGAGGAGCAGGAGCGGGAGUGCGAGCAGGAGCGCAAGAGGCGGCUGCUCCAGGCCCUGGAGGACAAGUGGAAGAGCGACUGUGAGCAGAAAGGAGAGUCCUACUGGUACUCCGUCACGGCCUCCAUUGUCACCCGGAUCGUGGAGAACAUUGAGCUGAAGAUCCAAGGGGUUCACCUGAGGUUCGAGGACAGCUCCUCCAUGCCAGAUAAGCCCUUCUCCUUCGGCGUGUGUAUAAAGAACGUCUCGGCGCAGAACGCCUCCAAAGAGCUGACGGAGAAGCUUCAUCGCCAGAAGCAGCUGGAGAUCGAGGAGUUCAGCGUGUACUGGGACACGCAGUGUUGCAUGCUGGGGGAUCUUCCCGCAGCUGAGAUCCAGGAAGCAAUGACGGACUGCAUGAGGAGUCGGGAGCACCAGUACAUCUUUGAGCCGGUGUGCGCCUCCGUCCUGCUCCGCAGAAACGCCUCCAAAGAGCCGCUCCGGUCCCGCCACACCCCCCGCAUCGGGGGCCAGGUGCAGCUGGAGCCGCUGUCCCUGCGCCUGUCUCAGGUGCAGUACCAGCAGAUCAUGGCCUUCCUGAAGGAGCUGGACCGCCGGGAGAGGGAGAUGCUGUUCCGCAAAUGGAGACCCAAGGUCUCGGUGUCCGGAAACUGUCGGCAGUGGUGGCUGUUCGCCAUCGACGCGAACGUGAGCGAGAUCCGGGAGCUGCGGAGACGGGAGAACUGGAGCUUCGCCCUCCAGCGAGCUCGCGACGCCUGUCUCUACACGCGCCUGUACUCCCAGAAACUCAAGGGCCUGCCCCUCACCGCACACGAGAAGGCCGAGCUGGAGCGGGUGGAGGAUGAGCAGACCCUGGAGGAGCUGAAGAGUCUGAGGGAGAUCAUCCACGACACUUUCCGCAAGCAGCAGGAGCUUGCUGAGAGCGUGAGAGACUCGACCUCUGACCCCUCCCUCUGCACGCCCGCCGGGUCCAUCCCGAAGAGUGGCAGCUCUGGGAUGAUCCAGUACCUGCAGUCCUGGUUCCCCGGGUGGGGGGGCUGGUACGGGGGUCCCCAGGGGCCGGAGCUGAGGCCGGAGGAGCUGCUGAGAGAUCCGGGCACCUGGGAUAUUCUGGCCGAUACAGAGGAGCUGUUUGACCCCCUGGAGGACUCCCAGACCCUCAACACCUUCACCCGGAGGGACCACCUCUUCGCCCGGCUGGACUUCCUGCUGGAGAAGGGCGCGGUGACGCUUUUCCACCAGGACAGGAAGGGGGGCGCGCCCCACGAGAGUGGCGUCAUUCAGCUCGAGUUCUCUGGGGUGAAGAUCGGGGUGGAGUCCCUGCCCCGCUCUGAGUCCUCACAGCUCUCCGUGAAACUGGGCGGGCUGUUCCUCAGAGACCUCACCACCCAGGGCACCAUGUUCCCCGUCCUCGUCUCCCCGAAGCCGGACAAAAUGGCUGCCGGCAUCACUCAGCCGUUUGGACAGCCCAGUGCCUCGGACUCCUCCAACUCCACCCCCAGCACGGAGACGUCAGCGGCGCCCGUCUUCGAGAUGAUCUACGAACGCAAUCCUGCCAGGAGUAAAUUCGAGAGGCGCCUCGAGGUCAACACCAGCCCCCUCAAUAUCAUCUACAACCCGCAGGCCAUUAAGAAAGUGUCCGACUUCUUCUACAAAGGCAGAGUGCACACCUCGGGUUUUGGAUACCAGUCGGAGCUGGAGCUCCGGGUGGCGGAGGCGGCCAGGAGGCAGUAUAAUAAGCUGAAGAUGCAGACCAAGGCGGAGAUCCGACAGAGCAUCGACCAGCUGCUCGUGGGGGAGUUCAUAGAGAACAGCAAACGCUGGACGAUGAAGCUGGACAUCUGCGCUCCACAGGUGGUCUUUCCAGACGACUUCCACACGGAGAACCCCAUGCUGGUGGUGGUGGACCUGGGUCGUAUUCUCCUCACUAAUUCUCAAGAAGACCCCAAAAUAAAAUCAAAGACGGCACAGCCCGACGGGGAAGAAUUUAGCGAUGAAGAGUACCAGACUCCACUGGCCACGCCCCCGGGGUCCCCUCCCCCUGAGCCCGAGCCAGAGACAGAGUUCAAAGGUCAGGAGAAGAGCCCCGAGCUGUCCGGCGCGCAGCCCUUCUGCCGGAACCUGUACGAGAAGUACUCGCUGUCCUUCAACGACCUGCAGAUCAUGGUGGGCCGCUACCGGGACAACUGGAAGCACCUGCAGGAGAGCGAGGUGGGCCCCACCCACGUGGUGGAGAAGUUCAACGUGCUCCUGCAGCUGGAGCAGAGGCUGCGCUACACCUCGGACCCCCAGCUGCCCGGGGCCGUUCUCUCCGGGACCCUCCCGGACCUCAAGGUGCACAUCAACCUGGAGAAGAUGACCGCGCUGCGGAGCUGCCUGACCCGCCUGGGCAGCCCGGGAUCGGAGGAGGACAAGGAGCCGGGCGGAGGGGCGAACGCCCGGACGCCCGACCCGCUGACGCUGCGGCACGAGAAGAUCUUCCAGCGCGACGACAGCCAGUGGAAGCUGCAGGGCUCCACCAAGAACCUGGCCCACAGCGUGCAGACGCUGGAGCAGCACACGCGGGAGGUGCUGGUGGAGUCCCGGCUCCUCCUGGCCGAGUUCAACAUCAACUACAUGCAGCUGGGGGUGGAGAGCGGUGGGCGCUACAUAUCCGUGCUGAAGGUGUUCGGGACGAACGCCCAUUUUGUCAAGCGGCCGUACGACGCGGAGGUUUCCCUCACCGUCCACGGCCUGCUCCUGGUGGACACCCUGCAGACCUACGGGUCGGACUUCGACCUCCUGGUGGCCUCCCACAAGCACCUCAGCUUCGACGUGCCCACGGGGAGCCUCAGAGAGAGCCAGCCCAGCUCCCCCGUCUCCCCUGAGCACAAGCUCCCCGAGAUGGCGAACCUUCACGGGGAAUCGCCCCCGGGGCUGGCCUUUGAAAAGGUCUCGCCCUUCAGCUCGUUCCUCAAAGAUCAGGACGCCCUCAUCAAGCUGGAGUACCAGUUUGUCAGCUCGGACUGUCCGUCCAUGAACCUGGACAGCUCUCUCCAGGUGACCUCCAUGCAGGUGAACAACCUGGACAUAAUCCUGAACCCCGAGACCAUGGUGGAGCUCCUCAAGUUUCUCCAGAAGUCCUUCCCGAAGGAGGAGAGCACCCUGACGCCCCCGAACCAGCAACAGUCAGAGCAGCCGGAAGCGGGUGGCGAGCCGGAUGAGAUCUUCCAGUCCACGUACGACCAGAACACGGAGGUCACCGUGGAGAUCCACCGGCUGAACCUGCUGCUCCUCCGCACGGUCGCCACGGGAACUGUCCUGGGUGGCGAGAAGAGGGGCAUGAAGAUCGCCACGGCCAGCAUCAACGGCACCAAGGUCAACGUGUCCAUGGGCAGCCGCCUGGACGUCAACGGCUCCCUCGGGUGCAUCCAACUGGUCGACCUGACUCAGGAGGGGGGGAGGAGCCAGUUCGUGGUCAGCAUCGGGAACGUGGAGGACCUCUCGACCGCCGGGGGCGUCGCCUUCUUCUCGGACACCGGGGACACGCCCUCCGAAGCCUUGAACUUCCACCUGCUGGAGAAGUCCCAGGGGGAGUGCUCCCUGCGGCUGCACAUGGCCUCCCUGCACUACAACCACUCGGCGAAGUUCCUGAAGGAGCUCAGCCUCUCCGCCAACGAGGUGGAGGACAACUUCCGCUCCAUGCUGAAGACCGCGGCCACCAAGGUCUCCACCGUGCUGGUCAACAAGACGGCGGAGUACAGCGGCAUGGUGUCGCUCUUCGAGAACCCCUCCAGGAGGACGAGGAUGCAGAGUCCCAGCCGCUGGGCGUGCACCUUCGACGACGAAGAGGACUUCAUCGAACCCGAGAAGGAACCGAGCCUGGACUCCUUCAUGGUGAAGUUGACCCUGAACGUGAGCAUCGAUUCUCCGGUGGUGUCCAUCCCUCGCAAGCCCGGUCACCCCGAGCUGCUGGUGGGUCACUUGGGGAGCAUCACCAUUCAGAACUUUGUGGCUGGCGAGGACAGCUCGGAGAGGGAGAGGCUGCAGGUGGAGGUGAAAGACAUACGGCUGUACUCGCUCAACACCAGUCACCUGGUGUCGCGCAAGGCCACGCGGAGCGACUCCAGCUCCUCCUCCAACUUCUCGCCCGCCCGCAGCGGGAGCGUCAGCAAGGACGAGCCGCAGUUCACCCGCCACGACUUCUUCGAGUACCUGAACCGCGGUAAAGCCUUUCACAUCCUGAAGGACACCACUAUUCAGUUCACCCUGGAGAAAGUGCCCCUGGAUGACGAUACCCAGUUCUCCUUCCUCACUUGUGACGAGCCGUUUAACAGCACCGGCUUACUGAAAGUGGACGGGAAAUUUGUCAACGCCGUACAGGUGUGUCUGGCCAAGCAAGUGUACGAACAGGUGCUGCAGACGUUGGACAACCUCUCCUUCAUCGACGAGCAACGGGCCACGCCCAGCCAGCCCCCCACCCCGCCUCCGCCCACCCCGUCCUCCACGAAACCGCACCGCUUCCCCGACCCCCAGGGCGGGCUCUUCGCGCGCGACCCGCCCCUGGCCGGCCUGUCGUACGCCUCCCUGUCGUCCUCCCUCGCCGGCCCCUUGCCCCAGCGGGCCCACAGCCCGCCCGACCAGGCCCCCGCCUUCACCCAGGUGCGUGCCACCUUCUGCGUGUCCGAGCUGCAGGUCCAGCUCAGCGCCGACCUGAGCCAGGGGGCCCAGGGGCUGGUCAGCCUGCGCUUCCAGGACCUGCAGGGCGAGUUCUCCAAGGACCACCCGCACUCGCUGGGCGUCCAGCUGACCCUGCGCUCGCUGCUGAUGGAGGACCUCCUGGAGCCCAACCCGGACUCCAAGUACAAGCAUCUCAUGGUGUCCCGGGGGGCCCCGAAACCCUCCACCUUCAGCCCCAAGGAGUACCUCUCGCAGUCCUGCCCGUCGUCCUCCAACGCCCUGUUCCCCGACAUGCCCCGCUCCCUCCCCGCCCACAUGGAGGAGGCGCAGAACGUCUUCCAGUUCUACCAGAGGCACCCCAGCACCCCCGCCUCGGGGGGCCGAAAGAGCAAGAAGGACCCGGAGUGCCCCAGCACCCCGCCGCCCUCCCCGUCCCGCAACACCCCGUCCCCGCACCCGCCCCCGGACUUCGACGACUCCCUCGUCCACAUCAACGUGCUGCUGGUGGACCGGCGCCACCCGGAGUUCAGGACGCGCUACGGCAGCGUGGGCCGCAGCGUGGACGUCGACUUCAACUGCCUGGACGUCCUCAUCACCCUGCAGACCUGGGUGGUCAUCCUGGACUUCUUCGGCAUCGGCUCCACCGCCAACAACCACGCCGUCCGCGUCCCCUGCGCCUCCCCGCAGUCCAUGCCUGGCCACCCGGUGCUGACCCCCGACCCCGACGAGCUGGGUGGCUUCUUCCCCGAGAUCGAGGAGGAGGAGGAACCCGUCGAGCCCGUCAACACCAAACUGGACCUGAAGGUCCAUUCCCUGACCCUUGUGCUCAACAAGAAAACCAACGAGCUGGCCAAGGCUAGUGUCUCCAAACUGGCAGCCCACAUGGAGAUCAUUGAGGGAGACCUGACGCUGCAGGGCAGUCUGGGUAGUCUGUCUCUCAGUGACCUCACCCCGCACGGCGACCUGUACAGGGAACGCUUCACCACCCGCGGUGGAGAGGCCCUGGUGUUCAACAUCCACAAGUACGGUGAGGCCGACCCUUACCUGGAGCGGGAGUACGACAUCAAGCUGUCCCUGCAGAUGGCCUCCGUGCAGUACGUCCACACCCAGCGCUUCCAGGCCGAGGUGGUGGCCUUCAUCCAGCAUUUCACCCAGCUGCAGGACGUCCUGGGCCGGCAGAGGGCGGCAGUCGAGGGUCAGGCUGUGCGGGAGCGGGCCCAGAGGGCGUCCCGGGUGCUCCUAGACAUCGAGGCGGGCGCCCCCGUGCUGCUGAUCCCCGAGAGCUCCCGCUCCCCCCGCCUCAUCGUGGCCAACCUGGGCCAGCUGCGCGUGCGCAACUGCUUCCUGUUCUCCGGCGCGCACGGCACCUUCUCCCUCAGAGACAAGGACCGCGUGCGGGACGCUGCUUCAGCGAGCUCGGCGAGAGAGGCCCCGGGGCCCGCGCGGAAGGCCAGAGCAGGGGCCCCGGGCCCCUCAGGCUCUGGGUUCACGCUGGGCCGGCCCCAGCAUGCCAUGGGCAGGAUCCCCGAGGACAACGUGCCUCUGAGUCCAGAGGAGCGCGUGUGUCUGCUGGACUGCAUCACUCUGGACCUGCAGGAGAUGGACAUCUUCGCGGCGGAGCGUCUGGCGUGCGAGCCGUGGGAGGGGGCGGAGCCGCGGCCGGACGGCGACCUGCUCUUCCCGUCGUACGCCGUGCGCCGCACCGGCGGGAACCUGCUGAAGGAGCGCUGCCGCCUCACGCUGAAGGUGGAGAGGAACCUGGACAAAGAGCUGAGCCACGCCAUCCCGGACAUGACCAUCCACGGCAGCCUGUCCUCGGUGCACUGCUCCCUGGACCUGGACCGGUACCGGCUGAUCCGCGGCCUCCUGGAGAACAACCUGGGGGAACCGGUGGAGGAGUUCCUCCGGCCCUACAACCUGCAGGACCCCAGCACCUACACGGUGUUGAGCGGCGAUGUCUACACCUCUCUCUCCUUCCUGGUUGACAUGAUGAACGUCAGUCUGGAGCUCCACGACACGCCCACCUCCACUGGCCAGAAGCGCUCGUUGGCCAGGUUUGACUUCAUGAAGUCCAAGCUGCUGUUUGAGAGCUUCUCCAACGGGUCGAAGUCUGUGAACCUGGUGUCUCACUCCCUCCUGGCGUACGACACGCGGUUCACCGGACGCGGCCGCGGCUCCGAGGCCAAGCAGAACGCCUUCGACUGCAUCCUGCAGCCGUCCAGAACCGGAACCAACCGGGCCACCCUUCAGCUGGAGCUGCACUACAGGUCUACCCGCGAGUCCUCCUGCUUCACCGUGGUCCUCAACAACCUCCGGGUCUUCCUCAUCUUCGACUGGCUGCAGCUGGUGCGGGACUUCCUGCGGUUGCCGGCGGAGACGGGCGCGGCCCCGCCCCGGCAACGGUGGCCGAGUGGCGGCAGCGAUCCGGGCGGGGCCACGGGCGCGGUCAUGCCCAAAACCGUCAAGAGCGGCGUGGUCACCAAGCGCUCGACCGUGCCCGUGACCCAGGAGCACCACCUGGAGGUGAAGGUCAAUGUGACAGGGACGGAGUUUGUGGUGGUUGAGGACUCCUCGUCUCUCGACACCAACGCCAUCAUCCUGAAAGGCACCACCGUGCUGACCUACAAGCCCCGCCUCUUGGACCGCCCCUUCUCCGGGAGCCUGGCAGGCAUCGAGGUGUUCUCGUGCCGGCUGGGCAGCGAGCAGGAGACGGCGCUCUCCAUCAUCGACCCGGUGAACGUGCAGGUGGAGCUGUGCGGCAGCCCCACCUAUCAGACCAGCUCGGGGCUCCUGGACGCCUUCAACAUGGAGGACUUCCCCCCGCUGCUGGAGAUCCAGUUUCCAGCUCUGGAUAUCCGACUCUCCUACAACGACGUCCUGCUUUUCCUGGCCAUCGCCAAGUCCAUCCCCACGUCAGGAUCUCAGAGCGCGGACGAUCCCUCCGGCACCUCCACGGCCAACCCCGACGCCGUCCCCUCCCAGAAGGACCUUUUCAGGCACAAGACUGAGGCCCUGCUGGAGGGGCAGCUGUCUCGGCUGCAGGACCUGGGCUUCAGACAGGAAGACUGCAAGAGGGCCCUCAUCAACUGUAAAGGGCAGCUGGACCAGGCCGCUACCUGGCUGCUGGAGAACGCCGAGGCGAGGACGUCAUACUCCGUGGGCGGGGCCGAGUCGGGCUCGGCCAAUCACACGGCCCCGCCGCUGUCGGGCGUGGAGGUGAAGGCGGAGAGCGUGUGCAUCUGCUUCAUCGACGACUGCCUGGACUGCGACGUUCCCCUCGCGGAGAUCACCUUCUCCCGUCUGUAUGUUCUGCAGCGUAUUGGCUCCACGCAGGAGGGGAAUGCCAGCUUCACGCUGUCAGGAGAUUACUACAACAGAGAGCUCUCAGGCUGGGAGCCCUUCAUCGAGCCCUGGCCCUGCUUCCUCACCUGGCAGCAGCAGGCAGCGGGACGCCUGCACCCCCCGCGGCUCAAAAUGGGGGUUCGAGCCAAACAGCGUCUGGACAUCAACAUCACCUCUGUCCUCCUGGAGCAGUACAGCACCACUAAGAGCUCCUGGUUGGCCGAUUACUGCAAGGAGAAGGAGGAGGAGCCUCCCACCCCGUCGGCCGCUGCCCUAUCCUGGAUGGGGUCGUCCGUGGACCCGCCCUCUUUUGGACAGACGGACGUGAAGCUGUCCAAGAGGAGGCAGCCCUUUGUGCCGUACGCCCUGCGCAACCACACCGGCUGCACCAUGUGGUUCGCCACUCUCACUACCACGCCCACCAGGGUGGCGCUGUCUCACAGUGGCAGCGCUGACUCCAUAUCGGACGCCCACGGCCCCGGGACGGACGACACGCACAACGUGAGCCAGUGGAGGGAGGUUCUGCCCGGGGAGGAGAUCCCCUUUGAGUUCCAGGCGCGAGAGAAACUCCGGCACAGACACACCCACGAGCUGAAGCUGCACCAGCUGCUGGUGCGUGUGGGGGGGUGGGAGCAGGUGAAGCCCGUCUCCGUGGACAAAGUGGGCGUGUUCUUCCGCUACGCCGCGCCUGACCGCAACAACCCCUGCAACACGGUUGGAAGCCCCAUCAGCAGGACCAAUAUCAUCCACCCACACGUCUAUUUCUCGGCCCUGCCCCCUGUGAGGGUGGUGUUCUCCAUCACCAUGGAGGGCAGCGCCCGCAAGGUCAUCACUGUCCGCUCCGCCCUCAUGGUGAAGAACCGCCUGGAGGUUCCCAUGGAGAUCCGCCUGGACAGCCCGUCAGCUCCAGACAAGCCCGUGGUCCUGCCCCCCAUCAUGCCCGGUGAGGCCCAGGCCGUGCCCCUGCACCUGACCUCCUGGAGGCUGCAGGCCCGGCCCAAAGGCCUGGGGCUGUUCUUCUGCAAGGUGCCCAUCCACUGGACCAGCGUGGAGCGGCCCGGGGAGGUCAGCAGCAGCAAGCGCGAGUGCCAGAGCACCGACUUCGACGACCACCCCAAGCGCAGCUUCAGGUUUUGUGUGGUGAUAAAGAAGGAGAACUACCCCGACCAGCAGCCCGCCAAGACCGUGUCCGGCGGGGCCCAGACCAUCUACCGCCAGCCCGGGCACACCGUCUACCUGCUGCCCACCCUGGUGCUGGCCAACCUGCUGCCCUGCGACCUCAACUACUACAUCAAGGGCACCUCCAUCCAGGGCGCCAUGAAGCCGGGGAAGGAGGCCGUGCUGCACGCGGCUGACACCUCUCAGAACAUGGAGCUGGGAGUGCUGCUGGAGAACUUCCCCGUGUGUAAGGAGCUGCUCAUCCCCCCCGGCACGCAGAACUACGUGGUGCGCAUGCGCGUGUACGACGUCAACAAGCGGCUGAUGUGCCUCACCAUCCGCAUCGUGCUCCGAGCCCCGGGCGCGCUCAAGAUCCUCAUCUCCGCCCCCUACUGGCUGAUCAACAAAACGGGGCUGCCUCUGAUUUUCCGUCAGGACAACGGGAAGACGGACGCCGCCGGUCAGUUCGAGGAGCACGAGCUUGCCAGGAGCCUGAGCCCCCUCCUCUUCUGUUACACGGACAAAGAGCAGCCCAAUAUGUGCACCAUGCGCAUUGGGAAGGGGAUCCACCCAGACGGGGUCCCGGGCUGGUGCCAGGGCUUCUCCCUGGACGGGGGCAGCGGGGUGCGGGCGGUGAAGGUCAUCCAGCACGGGAACCGACCCGGCCUCAUCUACAACAUCGGCAUCAACGUGCGGAAGGGGAAGGGCCGGUAUCGGGACACCCACAUCGUGACCUUUGCCCCCCGCUAUCUCCUGGACAACCGGUCUUCUCACAAGCUGGCCUUCUCCCAGCGCGAGUUUGCCAGAGGAAAGGGCACGGAGAACCCGGAGGGCUACAUCUCCACGCUGCCGGGCUCCAGCGUGGUGUUCCACUGGCCCCGGAACGACUACGACCAGCUCCUCUGCGUGCGGCUCAUGGACGUCCAGAACUGCACCUGGUCCGGUGGGUUCGAGGUCAACAAGCCCAAGUCCUUCCACGUCAACAUGAGGGACACUCUGGGGAACUGCUUCUUCCUGCGGGCUGAGAUCGCUCUGAAGGGGGCCACGUACCAGAUCUCAUUCUGCGACACGGACCAGCUUCCCCCGCCCUUCCGCAUAGACAACUUCUCUGAGGUGCCGAUCCAGUUCUGGCAGCACGGCGUGGCGGACAUGCGUCUGCACACGGAGGUGAAGGCCGGGGCGGUGCUGGACUACGCCUGUGACGAGCCCACCCUGCUGCCCUACCUCACGCUCAUGGUCAAGGGCGCCGGGUCGUCCGAGGUCACCGCCGACAUGAACUUCUUCCGCGAGUACAACAAGCUGUACUACGAGAACUUCAUCUACAUCGCCGCCACGCACACCUUCUCCCAGGAUGCUGGGAAGCGGCCGGGUAAGAAGAGGGACGUGAGCGGGGCUGAGCUGGUUCUGGACGUGGAGACGAAGACGCAGAGAGUCAUCCUGAAGAAGAAGGAGCCCGGCAAGCGCUCGCAGCUGUGGAGGAUGACGGGCACCGGGAUGCUCUGCCACGAAGGCUCCUCCCCUCCGCAGAACAAGCCGGCCCAGCCACGCCCCCUUGACUCCUCCCUCGUCCUGGACAUCGCGGGAUUGGCUGCUGUCACGGACAACAGUUAUGAGCCCCUGAUGUUGAGGAGGCCAGACUCCCGGCGCAGUACCACCCAGACCUGGCACUUCAGCUCCGGCCUGCUGACCUGCGGCCUGCCAAGACUGGUGGUGCAGGUGAAAGGGGGCGUUUCGGGGCUGUUUGACGGGGCGGAGGUGGUGCUGGGGCCGGACUCUGGGGUGCUGGAGCUCACGCCCGAGCAGCAGUUCAUCAACCAGAAGAUGCGGCCGGGGUCCGGGGUUCUGUCCAUCCAGGUGCUGCCCGACGGACCCACCCGGGUUCUGCAGAUCAGCGACUUAAACCAGCGGCGGAUCAACCGCACCUCCCCCAGCACAGACGAGGACAAGGACGGCAAACAGAAGAAGGUUCCGGACGAGGAGCUGGAGCUGCUGGUGAACCUGGAGGAGGGCGUGGGCAUCUCCCUGGUGAACAAGCUGCCCGAGGAGCUGGUGUUCGUCACGCUGUCCGGCAUCGACGUGCACUUCACCCGCACGGCCGCCAGCGAGAUCCUGGAGCUCAGCGUGCUCCACAUCCAGGUGGAUAACCAGCUGCUGGGCACCACCCAGCCCGUGAUGCUGUGUGUGACGCCCAGCUCCAGCGAGAGCAGCGCCAUGGAUACAGGCCCCGCCCUCGAGGUCAACGCCGUGAAGGUGCCCAGCAACCUGAUGCUGACGGACCUGUUCAAGCACCUGAUGGUCACGGCCCGGCGCUUCACGGUCAUCAUCGAGGAGAAGCUCCUGCUGAAGCUGCUCAGCUUCUUCGGCUACGGCCAAUCAGAGCCAGAACUGGAGAAGCUGGAUGAGAGUCUGUAUGAGAAGCCCAGUGAGGACGGGGGGGCGCUGAAGCGAUACUACUUUGAGAACCUGAAGAUCAGCCUCCCCCAGGUCAAGCUGAGCGUCUUCACCUCCCACAAGCUCCCCGUGGACCUGAAGGCGCUGAAAGGCACCCUGGGUAUCCUGCUCAUCCGGUUCGAGGACGCCGUCAUCAACAUGUAUCCCUACACCAGAGUGCACCCGUACGAGACGCAGGAGAUCAUCGUCAACGACGUGCUCAAGCACUUCAGAGAGGAGAUGAUCAGCCAGGCGGCUCAGAUUCUGGGGUCCGUGGACUUCCUGGGGAACCCCAUGGGCCUGCUCAAUGAUGUCACAGAGGGCGUGUCCGAGCUCAUUCGCUACGGCAACGUGGGCGGGCUCAUCCGGAACGUCACGCACGGAGUCUCCAACUCGGCUGCCAAGUUUGCGGGAACGCUGUCGGAUGGGCUUGGGAAGACCAUGGACAACCGGCACCAGAGCGAGCGGGAGUAUAUCCGUUACCAUGGCGCCACCAGCGGGGAGCACCUGGUGGCCGGCAUCCACGGACUGGCGCACGGCAUCAUCGGCGGCCUGACCAGCGUCAUCACGUCGACGGUGGAGGGCGUGAAGACGGAGGGCGGGGUCAGCGGGUUCUUCUCCGGCCUGGGGAAGGGUCUGGUCGGCACGGUGACCAAGCCGGUGGCGGGAGCCUUGGACUUCGCCUCGGAGACGGCCCAGACCGUCCGCGACAUGGCCAGCCUGAGCAACCACAGGCUGAGUGUGCAGAGGGUGAGGAAGCCUCGUUGCUGUAAGGGUCCUCAGGUCCUCCCCCGGUUCUCUGGCUCUCAGGCCGACGGACAGGAGCAGCUCUUCCGCCUGACAGACAGCAUCCACUCCGAGUUCUUCAUCGCGGUGGAGCCCAUAGACUCGUACUGCGUGCUCAUCUCCUCGAAGGUGGUGUACUUCCUGAAUCCGGGAGAGGUGGACCGCGAGGCCAUCUUCCUGGAGGUCAAGUACGACGACCUGUACCACUGCCUGGUGUCCAAGGACCACGGGAAGGUGUACCUGCAGCUGACCAAGAAGGCGGAGAGCUCAGGCAGCGGAGUGGCCAUCCCCGGGCCCUCGCACCAGAAGCCCAUGGUUCAUGUGAAGACUGAGAGCCUCGCCAUCAAAAUCUCUCAGGAGAUCAACUACGCCAAGAGCCUCUACUACGAGCAGCAGCUGAUGCUGCCGCCCAAUGAGACUGAAGACUACCUGCUGCUGGAUUCCUAACUGACCAAUCGGAGGGCAGGCAGGUUUUACUUUGUACAGGAAGCAAUUAGCCAAUGCUGACAUCGCCUGAAGGUAUCUGGGACACAGAAUGUGUAGAGAAAUUGGAAGGUUAUUGCGAGGCACUUUAUUUGGACUGAAAUAUAUAACCUGUCCCAGGUAUCAGGCAGGUUCCCAGAAGCACAGAACAGAGUUGUAAAAUAUGGAAAUAUGAAAACCUAGUAUUAUUUUAUCAGGUUCUAUACAUGUAAAACAAAAAUUAGAUAGAACUACAAAGAUAUUUUAUUUUACAGAGAUGUUUAUAAAGUUGCUGGUUUGUGUGGGAAUACAUACUUCCGUUGGUAGUGUUAUGAUUAGACCCCCAGACGUGUAUAUAUACACAUGCACAUACGCACAUGGACUGACCCUAUAUGUAUAUACACUGAUAGCAGAGAGACACUACCAGGCCGUGUACAGAGUGAGGACGGAGGUUUAUAUGAAGAUAAACUGUUCGUGGAAAGCUGUAUAAAACUGCCUUUAAUUAAAAUGCUCUAUAUAUUUUUUUUCUUUGUGUAUAAAGCACUGGCUAGUUGGAACCUGUAAAAUACGUUGCACUGAUUCUGUUGUGCGAGACACUGCAGCUGCUCUUGCCACUGGUACAAGUAAUCACACACACACACACACACACACACACACACACCACACACACACACACACACACACACACACACACACACACAGUGGAUGAUAUAGACACUCUGAGACUCACUGUAGGCCAGUAUGUGAUGAGUGUGCGAAUAGAUAUUUUUCACUCUGGGCCAUGGGUCAUGGGCCCAGGACGACAGAAAGUCUUGGUCUUCGCGUUCACCUGGAUUUUUGGAUCGAGAACUGCGAGGGAAAGUAAUAUCGUCACGCACAUUAGCAUAGCGUGCUAACUUGGGCCUAACGUCUCCCCUCUGCUAAAACAGCAGUGCUCCGCAAUAUCUAUAUUUUGUGCCUUUCGUUAACGCAGUGAUAACAUUUCAGGCUGAUCGUACCAAAUAAACGCUUCGUUACUUUAGAGCUAUUAGACGUAGUCAGUAUUCAGUCCAGUUUGUUUAUUUCAGGUCUUCCUCAAACCCCCCCUUAAAACGGUCACGCGUGAUGCGUGUUCACCCUUACAGACGUCCCGGCGUUUGGUUAGAUAGCACAUGAGGACUAUGGUGUCAGUUAUUCUCCUUCUGCUGCAGUAACAGACUCCGGACCCUAGACCCCAGCUCUGCCACUCCACUGUGCUCUGAAAGCAGGGCUCCAGGCUCUCUCUCUCUCUCUCUCUCUCUCUCCCUCUCCCUCUCUCUCUCUCCCUCUCUCUCCCUCUCUCCCUCUCC
This is a messenger RNA of Conger conger (European conger), 15163 nucleotides long. RefSeq names its product vacuolar protein sorting 13 homolog D (gene vps13d). Lineage: Eukaryota; Metazoa; Chordata; Actinopteri; Anguilliformes; Congridae. Gene Ontology annotation, molecular function: protein binding. Gene Ontology annotation, biological process: protein targeting to vacuole; mitochondrion organization; protein retention in Golgi apparatus. Gene Ontology annotation, cellular component: extrinsic component of membrane. The record is from RefSeq and is a predicted model, not a curated record.